UUUGUUAUUUCUUUAAAGUAGUUAAAAGUUAUAAAAAUAAGUUACAAAGUUUAGUUACAAAGUUAAGUUAAAAGUUAAGUCCCCAGAGAACGCUGCUGCCCAUUUGCAAAGAAGAGCUAUUAACCUCUUGUAAAAAAAACGCGGGUAUAAUCUCGAUAUGGCAGCAUGCGACUUAUACUUCGUAUUCCUAAUAUUUGCGGCUCAUAAAUUGACUGACGCUGUGAAGUUAAACCAACCGCGAGUGUUGCUUCCCAUUUUCAACGACAAACCCGUCAACUUAACUUUGGAGGUGGACGAACGAAAUUGCUACAAAUGGACAUCUUCCCGUCAAGACCUUAUAUCUGUGCAACCGGUGUAUCAUGGCUUCAGCGAAUGCGCCUACGAGGCAGUGGUCACAGUGCGGACCCGCGAGCGACGCCGCAACACGGCCAUCGUGUUUGCAGAGGAAGUGCAGACCGGUGCCAUGCUGCGCUGCGACGUAAUAGUGGACAAAAUUAGCAGUCUGAACGUGUGGACUGCCACACGGCAGCUCUACCUGGAGGAGGCGCCAGCGAUCUUCGAGCUGCACGCCUUCGAUUCUCAGGGCAACGAGUUCUUCACCCUCGAGGGAAUCGAGUUCAACUGGGACAUCUCGGAGCAUGACAGCAAGAAGCCGCCCGCAAUGCGGUUCCUCACCAUCUCGAAAAGCCCCUACCACACUGUGCCCCCCGCCCUCGAGAAGUUCGAAGCCGCUGGCAUCAAGGGCUACAUGAUCCUGCUGGAGGGUAUCAAUACGGGCACUUCAAAGAUAACAAUCACAAUGCCCUAUGCCGAGUACAGCAAUGUGAAGCCCCUGGAAAUAUAUAUCAGUGUACUGGCCAAUAUCAUUAUCGAGCCUUCCGAGGUUACGAUCCUGAAAAAAGACUCCAUUAGCUUCCGCAUUCUCCAGCUGAAGAUGGACAAGCCGCAUGAUAUUACGAAGAGCAACCAGUACUUCCUCGAAGUGGAGGAUGCCACAGUGGCCAGCUUAAUGGGCAACACUGCAACCGAUAAGAACACCAAGGGCCCCAGUGCCCUGUUGACAGUGGCAGAGCCCAAUAAGCUGGGCAUCAGCCUCCUGCCUCACAACUGGGUGACGGUGGAGGGCGAGCGGCACGAGGUGGCCUUCGACCUAUACUCUCCAGAUGGCCAGAAGGUUAAUAAUGAUAUUGGCCAGUACACUGAUAUAUAUUUCCAGGGGCUUCACACGUGCCGACGCCUCUCACCAUUUGUAGCAAUUUCGUUCGUCCACCUCCAAAGUGAAGUUGACGGGUUUGUCGUUGAAAAUAGGAAGCAACACUCGCGGUUGGUUUAACUUCACAGCGUCAGUCAAUUUAUGAGCCGCAAAUAUUAGGAAUACGAAGUAUUAGUCGCAUGCUGCCAUAUCGAGAUUAUACCCGCUUUUUUUUACAAGAGGUUAAUAGCUCUUCUUUGCAAAUGGGCAGCAGCGUUCUCUGGGGACUUAACUUUGUAACUAAACUUUGUAACUUAUUUUUAUAACUUUUAACUACUUUAAGGAAAUAACAAAAACACGCGCAGUUUUCAUAAAUUAAAAUGCCAGGGAUGUGAUGUUCAGUGUGACCGAUUUAUCGAAAUAUACCGUCCGACCCUGAGAAAUAUACCGUAAAUAUACUGACGAAUUCAAGUUCUUUAUACAUAUUCCUCGUUUUUUAUAUUCCGUCGAAUAUUUCUAGCUAGAUAGAUCUCUCAGCUCUGCCCACAUAAUUGUAUCCAAUUAAUGAACCUAUUUUCUAAUUAACUGGUUUAUUUUAAAUACUUGCUUUUAUUGGACUUAGCAUAAAAAAGGCCAACAAAAAAACGUAAGAGAAUAAUAAUAAAGAGAAUAACCUGUUGCACAAUUUUGAUAUUCCAUUCCUGAAACCGUCAGCCCUCGCUAGACUUAUAAGUUAAUUUAGCGGUAAACGGAACGAAUCCGCAUUAUUUCAAAAUAUCCAUACAGAGCCAAUAGUUUAAUCAUUAGAGUCAAAUUAAACCCUUUUCAUGUUAUUUAUCCCAUAGAACAUGUAACCAGCGAUGGCAAUAAAAUACAUGCAAUUUACAAUUUA
Drosophila miranda is the source of this 2084-nucleotide messenger RNA. Its product is annotated as nuclear pore membrane glycoprotein 210-like. Bases 158 to 1333 code for a protein of 391 amino acids. Lineage: Eukaryota; Metazoa; Arthropoda; Insecta; Diptera; Drosophilidae. The record is from RefSeq and is a predicted model, not a curated record. Gene Ontology annotation, cellular component: nuclear pore. The transcript has 2 exons.